GAAUAGUCGGUGUGGAGUGAGGGAGCUCGUAAGUUUGUAGAGUAGAGAUGACUCUCAUUUCAUCAUGGAAAGGGGAUACAGACAACCGAUGAACGUGAAAACGGCAAUCAGAGAUAAGUAUCCAGACAUCUACUUAACACUUUGUGGACUUAAAUGCUGAGUCGACUGCAUGUAAGACACGAUCAAGAAGACAAAGCUGCGAAAUAUUACUGUUGCUAUCGUACAACGUGAAAAUGGAUUAGGCUGCAUUUAAGACGAAUUAGAUUUAAAAUCAGUUCGAUAUUGUUAUCAUUUAUUGCCCAAUUUAUAUGUACUAUGCAAGAUUUUGAUGUUACUGGAUGAACAGAGAAGCAAGUAGUCACGGACUGUGACUGAAUUUCGGAAAUUUAGAACACCUGAAACUUGGAUCAAACAGGUAGAAGUUGGCCGAUACUUGGUCAACAUGGAGUCAACGUGCAGGUGCUUGGAGAGACGCUGCUUGUUGUUCUUGGUCGUUUUAUCUAUGCAAUUUCUGCCAACAAGGACACAAGCCGCAAGAUAUGUUGAAUUUUCUGUUGCUGAAGAACAACCUGUAGGUAGUUUUAUUGGCGAUCUAAACACAGGAAAUAGUCAUCUUUAUGUGCUCUGGCAGGGGCCAGAUUACAAUGAUAGAAUACAUGUUGAUACCUUCACAGGAAAUAUUACAACAGCUGCAGUGUUGGACAGAGAAGAAAAGUCUUCCUAUAGCUUCUCUGUGUUACUAUACUCCAAUGGUUUACUCAUCCAGGUCAAGGUUCAUGUGCUGGACAUUAAUGACCACAACCCUGUGUUUCCUGUGGAUGUAGUCCAUUUAAUCUUACCAGAAAAGACACCAAUUAACACCAAGCAUGUGCUAGGCAGUGCUGUCGACCCUGACCUGGGAGAAAACACUGUCAGCAGAUAUGAGAUUCACAGUGGAAAUACAAACUCUGCAUUUGGACUUGUGUCCAAGCAAAAUGGCAAUGUUUUGUACUUGGAUUUAACAGUAAUUGGGGUGCUGGAUUAUGAGCAGACCCAGGAAUAUGAUUUGUACAUCAGGGCUUAUGAUAAUGGCUCACCACCUAAAUAUGGUGAAAUGAGAGUAAAUGUGACAAUAAUUGAUGACAAUGAUAAUCAGCCCAUAUUCAAUGCAAGCAGAUAUUCUGCACAGAUUUUGGAGAACGCCACUGUUGGAGGAAGUAUUUUACAGGUGUUUGCCACGGAUCAGGACAGUGGUGCAAACGGCCAUAUUAUGUACCAUAUAGAUCGAAUAAAUAGUGAUCAAGAAGAAUUUUUCCGUAUCAAUCCAGACACAGGCAUUGUAUAUGUAAAUAAGCCACUGGAUUAUGAGAGGAAAGGAGCACACGAGCUCAUCGUUGUCGCUAAAGACAACGGAAGCCAACCUUUACAGACAAGUGCAAUUGUGUCCAUACAGGUGGUCGACGUGAAUGACAAUGAGCCGCGCAUAAACCUGACUUUCUUCUCCAACGACAAUACUCCCAAGAUAUCUGAGGCGGCCAAUCCUGGUCAGAUCGUUGCCAGGGUGACUGUAAGCGAUAAAGAUGGCUCGGGAGUCUUCUCAAAUAUAAAUGUCACACUCAAGGGGGGUGGGGGUCAUUUUGGGUUGACAACUAGGGACAACACAGUGUAUUUGAUAAUCAUAAAAAAUCCACCUGAUCGCGAAAUACAACCUUAUCAUAUGCUGACAAUAACAGCAACGGACAGCGGUACGCCACCUCUUAACGCCAACAUCACAUUUAAUUUACAAGUGGAAGAUGUGAACGACAACGCUCCCCAGUUCACAGCCAGGGAAUAUCAUGCUGAUAUCAAGGAGAUUGUUUCUGCGGGUUCAUUUGUGAUCCAGGUGAACGCCACGGACCGAGAUGAGGGGGACAACGCCCUGAUCCAGUACAGUAUAUUAAAUGUGCCGGAUUCUCACUCAGAUUGGUUCCAAAUAGACGCCAUGUCUGGCCUGAUCACCACCAGUAAACCUAUCGACUGUGAAGUGGAUUCUCAGCCGCGGUUGUUGGUCCGAGCCAUGGACUCUGGCUCCCCUCCUCUCUCCGCCACUGCCACUGUGAUUAUUACAAUACGUGACGUCAACGACAACCAGCCGGCCUUUGAUCAGAGUUUUUACAAUGUCUCCAUCCCAGAGGAUACCGCUGCCCAGACAUGUAUACUAACCGGUAUCCAGCCACACAUCACAGCUCUGCUGGGACUGUAUAAGAUGUACUGUCCCAGUCUGGUCACCAUUGUCAUACCCAGGUCUCAGAGGGUGUUGUUUAAGCGCACUCAGCUGGACCGGGUGUGGAGCGAAAACAUCCACAGAGUUCAGGAGCAGAACAUGGCGAGGCGCAGAGAGCGGGAAGAUGUCUCCAAUCUCAGCAUGUCCAGGUUAAGAGAUGCUGAUGCCAGUAUUCUAGAGCCUCGAACCAAGCGUAGGAAAGUGGAUCCCAUCCCAGAGUUGUACACGGCUAAUGUCACGUCCACCCAACUGGACACCUCAGUGAGUGCAGUGGACACCAGUCUGGACAUUCACAGACCAGUGCCAUUUGAACAGAUUAAAACCAUGAAGGAUUUGUGCCACAAUAUAUGCAGGCUACAGAUGCCAGGCCAGAUGGGUUCCUCACUUCGCAGCAAACUUUUACUGUAUUACAUGUCCUGUACAUCAAAUCCCGUUACAGCUGCCAGGUUUUCUUACUGGCUCUCCAGUGUUUUAUCAGAAGAAAUUCUACAUAGUCCAUAUAGUAAGCGAGGAGAAGAGAUUUUAGAAGCACUAGCUAAUUUUACAGACUUUUUACAGGAGAGUGUUCCUGUAUGUGAAACAUUUUUAACCAAAUAUCUCCAUCUCUGGGAUGGAACAAGCUACAGGAUAUACAUUUUAGUACUGAUCACGAGAUUUAGAUUGUAUCCAUUUUCAACUCUGAAUGACCUGUUGCUGGAACCUCUUCGCAAGUUGUUCUUUUGUUCUAAUGUAUAUUUUAAGUGCCAGUUGCUGAUCUGUUUAAGGAAGUUAUUACAGAAUUUCAUUACGGUAGAAUUGGAACGUUACAAUACCACACUACGGAGACAAGAGAACGUGCUGGAAAACACGACAGAGUCUUUCAACCAUGUAUCUUUAUUUGUUGAAGAAGUUGAAAAGUUCCAGCCAUUACAAACAGUGGCAGAGUUUAUUGACUUUGUUGAUGCAAUGUGUUUGGUUGGCCUGGGUCUGGAGAGAGAUAAUGCCCUCAUGAUGUCAUGUGUCUUAGACUUCUUUGAGCUGGUCUCAAGUCUAACAGUACAGUAUGGCACUCCAUUUGUUCUGCUGCCCAGUAGAGGUCUUAUAUACAAGGGGCUGUUUGCCAACAAUGGGAUGACUUGCUCACGGAUGUGUGGUAUUCUUUUAAAUUGUCGCAAUGGGUUUCUGAAGCUGAAGUCCAUGCCCAAGCCAGACAAUCUUGGACUGGUGAACAUUGAUGUCAACAGUAUUGACACCCUCAACGCCUGUGUACUGGACUUCUGUGACUCUCUGUGGAGGUACAGAGCAUUUAAGAAGGACACCAGGUACCCCACGGCAUUCACGGUGGAGGAUGGGGUGAUGGAGGCCCUCAGUGUCCCCAGGGUCAAUGAGUGCUUCUCACUACACAGGCACCAGGCUUUCCUGGGCUUUGCCUGGGCAUAUCUGAAGGAGUUCCAGCCUCCAGAGAAGAAGGUCCACCCAGACCAGAUCAAGCAGGCCAAGCGUUCCUACCUGGAGUUCCUCCGACGUGAACAACUCCACGGCAUAGCUGAGUUCAUUGAACAGUUUAUAAAGAAAGCCAGCAGUUCCAUGUCUAAGUCGCACAUAGCUGCUAGCAUGGCCAGUCCAUAAGUCUGGGAAACAUGGAGGUUUUGUUAUUUUUCAAGUUUGUGAAAAUUUUUAAGAUUCCUUCCCCCAAUCUCCAAGAGUGACCUUGACCUGGUCAAGGUCAAAGGAAGAGUGAUAUAUUACCUGUUGAUGUACUCCUGGUAUGACUUUGAGUGUAUUGCUUGACACCUUCCACCUGCGGCUUGACAUUAUAUUGACCUGACCUAGUUCACAUUAUUUUCCAACUACGACCUUGACCUGGAUAUAGCCAUAGCCUGACCUUGUUCAAACAACCUUGUUCACACUGCCAUCUUGCCCUGUGCUUAGUCGGCAUGAGCUUAGUGUGAAAUAAAGGCCACCAGUGCAUCAUACUUUGCUUAAAGCUGUGGCAUAAAGUUUGGUUGUUGAAAAGCAUUGAACAAAUUUGUCCUUGGUUAAUGUAUAUUGAAGCCAGUGCUGAGUUUUUUCUUGAAAAGUGUACAGUAAAGCUUUGAGUGUAGCAUUUUAAUUUUUUUAUGUAUUAUAAACUGUACCUUGUGUAAAAAAGAACAUAUUUGGCAGAGCCAGUUAUGUAAAUAGAUUUUGUUUGAUAAAAACUGUAAAUAAAGGACUAGAAUAGCAUUGGGAAAACCUUUCUCAAUCAGUGUUUGAAUUGUAUAAAGAAUUAUGAUAUUUUAAUGUAAAGCAAUCAAAUUUAAAUUGUUUGGUUACAACUAAAGUUUACCUUGAUGAUAAAUUGUUGUAUUAUCACACACUAGGUGAUAAUUUGCAUCUUGAGAAGUUGCUGUUAGUAUUCUGCAUUACAUUUUAACAGUGUGAUUGGCUGCAUUUUGAAAGAAAGAUAUGAAAAGGUACAAAAUCUUUUAAACAUUGGUGUUUUGUUUAUAUUCCAGCAAAGAGUUUUAAUUCUGUUACAAUUUGUAUCAUUUUUUUUUUCAUCUCAUUUUAACUUAAAUUUAACUGGAUGGAGACAAUAUUUUCAGAGCAUUGUACAUUAUAAUGCUUAUUUUAUGAUAUUUAAAUAUGAAAUGUAUAGUUUUGUCUUCAGAAUUUUAGUAUAAGUUUUUGUUUAAAUGUUACUCUGCUAGUUGUCUUGUACAGCCUUUUUAAUACCUGUUGCAUCUGAAAUUUUAUAAAACUACAUUUUAUUUGAAACAAAUGUUUCUAAUAAUAUAUGUUAUCAGCAAUAUGUGUGUUAUGUAUGUACGGAGCAAUGAUUUUGUGACUCAUUAAAUUGAUUGCAAGAAAA
Molecule: messenger RNA, 5075 nt
Organism: Lingula anatina
Lineage: Eukaryota; Metazoa; Brachiopoda; Lingulata; Lingulida; Lingulidae
Product: centromere protein I-like
Biological process (GO): CENP-A containing chromatin assembly; mitotic sister chromatid segregation
Cellular component (GO): kinetochore; inner kinetochore
Source: RefSeq, a predicted model, not a curated record